This is a messenger RNA of Lymnaea stagnalis (great pond snail), 23072 nucleotides long. The record is from the annotation of a GenBank genome assembly. Lineage: Eukaryota; Metazoa; Mollusca; Gastropoda; Lymnaeidae.
GAGAAUAAUAAUAUGAAUGUAACGGAUGAAGCUCCAAAUAAAUGUGAAAAUGAAGGUACUUUCCUAUGGAUAUCAGUUUGCGGUAUGUUUUAACUAAUUAAUAUAUAUUACAAUAUGAACCUUCUCAUAAAUAACGAACAACCAAAUUAAAUUAGCCAUACUCAUACUAAUUAAACUAGCUAAUUUUACAUUUUGAUUGUUGACGUCAAUCUUCUUGACUUUGUGGUUUUACUGAGAUUUAUUAGCACUUUCUAGCGACUACUACUAAUAAUAAUGCAUACUUAGUUUACCAAUGAGUUAACGUCUCUUAGCCUUAUUGAUGUGUUAUGCUAUAAAUAGUAUCCAAUACUAAUUAUUGACAUGUUCAUAGUCAUAGUCAUAGUUAAGGUAUUAACUCACAAGUGGCAAAUGCUGGCAAAGUAAGCAUCAUAUUUUUUUCAUAUUCAUAUAUAUAAAUAUUUAAUUUGGUAGUUUAAUUUAAAUCUGAACUUCUGAAACUGAAGCAUUCAAAUAGAGAUUUUGCCAAAGUUUAAGUGUAGUUUGCACAUUCAAUGUUAAUUAUUGCUGUUGACUGUUGUCAUUUGUAUUUGUUUCAAUCAUGUAUUUUAGCUUUAACAUAGGGCCUAUAUCUAUAUUUUUAUUAGAGCUGUUAACUGUUUGCAAGAUCGAGGCACCUCAUAAAUUCAUCAUAACACUGAAUUAUUAGGCAGUUCAUCAUUUGGCCUCAGACAUGUCAUGGCAACCAAGAUGGCAGCUGUGUAAAAAAAAAAUGGUUAAAUUUACACAAUAUGCGUCAUAAUAUUUCCCAUGGCCAUCAUGGGUCAUGGCAACCAAGAUGGUGUCAGUGUAAAAAAAAACACAUGCUUGCUAAAAUGGUUAAGCCAAUGACAGAGAGAAACGUUAAUAAGAAAAAAACAUUAAAAUUUAAUUAAUUUCAGCCAGCAUAUAAAUUUUGUGGCGAGCUAAGCUACUUUAUUGUAUCUCUCUAGGUAUGCGGCAAGAAGCUUAAAUGACAUGCCUUCAUCCCCUUUCCUCACGUAAUUUCACCUGGUACAUGCUCUUUUCCCUCAACUAAAACACAUGUGUGGCUAUAUUUACACACUGUGGUAAGAAAAAUGUACAAAAUGAAGAAAAACAAAACAAAGUUAUUUUACAAUAAUGAAAACCCAACUUAGACUAUCUUUUUCACAUGCAUUUUUUUGCCAUAGUGGAAAUUUUGUCUGGAUUAGUAUGCAACCUUUUUAUUUAUUCAGUGACCAGACAGUUACAGGGAUGGCAUUGUAGUGGAGCUGAAUCUUCAAGCAGAGUUCGCUUCUCUCCUUUCAAUAUUGUCAUUAUAUACUACCAUAUCUACCCUCCCUAUACUCUCCCCAAACCUAUCCCCACCCUUCUUUCUCAAACCCUAACCUCUUCCAUCAUCUGAUAGCCUUUUUUUCCUUCCCUUGCCCAUCACCUUUCUUUACUUUCUUUCCUCUUACCAUACUCUAACCCUGCGGUUCUCAACCUGUGGGUUGCGACCCCUUUAGGGGUUGCACGACCCUUUCCCAGGGGUCGCCUCAGACCAUCUGUAAACAGAAUAUGCUCUACAGUUAUGAAGUAGCAACGAAAAUAAAUAUAUGGCUGGGGGUCGCCACAAUAUGAGAAACUAUUUUAAAGGGUUGCAGCAUUAGGAAGGUUGAGAGCCACUUCUCUAACCUGUUCUCGUCCCCCUUCCUUAUCUCCUCGCCCUCCUCUAACACCUUUCUCUCAAGCUGCAACAGACCCAUUCCCAUCACCUUUUACUUUCUAUCUCACCUUCUAAUCCCUAACUCUCUCCCACUUUAGACCUCUAUGCUUCAUCACUUACCCCACAUAGAUUUGGAAAUAAGGCACCAUGUUGACCAGAUAGAAAAUAAAUGCUUCAAAUAAAUGUGCUAAGAACACUUUAAAAAUAUUGCACAAAGCUUACAAAUCUGAAAAUUAUUAAACUCUAGGUACAAAUCCUGGUUAGUUGUAACACUUGCCUUUUAUGGAAUUAAUUGUAGUUAAUAUAUUUAUAAAUUUGUCUAAACAAUUCUGCAUGUAAAGUAUUUUACAGUUAUUACUAGUUGUCAGAAGUAUCUCUGUUAACUAUUCUGCUCCAUAAGCUGGCCACAUACUGUGAUAAGCUGACUCAAUUAUGUGAUAAAUAAAAAUAUUAACAAAUAUAUUACAAGAUUAUUAAAAUGUUAAAUUUAAAAUAUUAAAAAAAAAAUAUUAUUUUUUAUUUGCAGAUGAAAAGGUUUAAGGUAUGGAUACUGAAAGAGAUUGAAUAUCUGAACAAGUUGCAAGUAUAAAUUAAAGCCUUAUAGAGUAAUACUGCGUUAAAUGUCAAAUCAUAAUGGCAAAAAUGGAAAGGGCGAGUGCUGAUUAUAGUUCAAUUGAUGACCUGUCCCUCCCUCGAGGAGCUUCAGCUGCAUUGUUUAGGAAUGAGCAUAGUUCUAUCCUAGAGCGGAGUAAUAGUGAUUCCAACCUGAAUAUGCUAAGCCCGCAAAGCUGGUCAAGUUUGUCUGUAGACAAAACUGCAUUUGUACUUAGAGGCCCUGGAAGAAGUCAUGAUGCUCGUGUUAGGGUUGAGUGGGACAUCAAGGAAGAUGUGGGUGCUCAGGACUGGAUAGGACUUUUUAACUCUGGUGAGGUUAAAUAUAAUCCCUUAAAAUAAAAACACUUGCAAAUUAAAAAUAUCCAUUAAUUCUUAUAAUAUUUAAUAUUAUAAUAAGUGCAUUACUAAAUAAAAAACUUGUUACAUUUUUCAAUAGGUUCUGAAUAGGUGACAUUCAAGCUUAAAAAAACUGCUUCUAUUCUCUCUUAAAGGUGAAACAAAUACCUCCAAGUUUUUAGAUUGUAAGACAAGAGGAUCAAGUGGAGGCGCACGAGGGACUAUAACAUGGGAUUUGGAUGCAAUAGAGCACUUAUUUUCUGAACGUACGUUGGGAAAUCAAAGUUUACAUUUUACUAGCAUAUCAUGUUUAAUUGCUAAUAUUUCUCUUAUUUUAAGUAUUAAAAAACAACUAAACUUCCAUGAAAUUCUUCAGAAUCUAUAUUUUAAAAAAUAGUUACAUUUAUAAAUUGCAUCUGUUUUACAGAUUUAUAGCAUUUUUAUCCUUAAUAUGUAAAAUAAAAUUAUUUUAUUACUAUAAUUAAAUUGUCUAUUCUUCCAAAACUAUUUUUAGAAGUAAAAAAUAGUCAUGGUUACAUGAUAAAAGGAGAAUGGUUUUGUUAAUAGGAAAUAAUUAUUAUUUAAAUGCUGAAUUUGGUUAAAAACAUUGUGAAAAGAUUAUGCUCCAUUUCCAUUGAUCAGUAAAAACAGUUGUGUGCUUUAAGUAUAUCAGUGGUACCACAGAAGACGUACUUGCAACAAGCCCAGUUAUCACAGUAUCACUGGUGGAUGGCAGUCUAAAGGUUGGUGAUAAAAUAAUAAUAAUAAUAAUAAUAAUAAUAAAGUUCAUUUCAAAAACACGCUUCAUCCCCAAAGGCUCGAAGCACGGUACAAAGUCAACAAAAAACAAAUCUAUAGUUUACCACAUUUAAAACAAACGCAACACGACAAAAACUAAGUACAAGCAUACAAUGGCAAAGUCUUUCUAGCCAUUUCAACCAUAAGCAACACAGCCAUUAUGCAUUAACUGGAAAAUAAUGUUGACAAUCAUCCCAGAAGGUGUUUGCGAAAUAGAUGUGUCUUUAAAUCGGUUUUAAAGGACUCCAGUGUCUGGUUGUUUCUGAGAUCGACAGGAAGGGCAUUCCAAAUUAGUGGACCAGCAAAUGCGAAAGUGCGCUUUCCGUAAGACUCAAGGCAAACACGUGGUGUCGAGAGUUUGCCACUAUCGGAUGAGCGGAGCUCUCUAGUGGGUACAUAAGGCGUCAGCAGCUCUUUCAGAUAAUGCUCAUAUAUUGCUUGCAUAUAAUUACAUAUUUGAGAUAGAAAAAAUCAUUUGUCUCUGUCUCUAAUAUUUAAGCAAUCCAGAUUAUUUACUCAUUAACAGAGUCAUCCAGGACAAUGCACUUUUUAUAAUCUAAUGUAGCUUACAUUGAGCUAUUAAGUAAGUUAAUGAUAAAUAUAUUAUCAUUUUAGUCACCAAAACAGUUGUUAUCUGCACGAGAUACUACGGUAGACCAAGGACAUUUCCGUUUAACAUUAGAAGGUAUGUCAAAUGAGAUUUAAAAAAAUAUAUUCAACUGAAUCUCUUUUUUUUAUUGGUGUUAAACUCUUAAAAGUUUUACAGAUCAGUUCACAAAAAUAUGCACUACUAUAUAGGGCUGAGCAGGAUGCAGUUUUUUUACACCCAGUCCGGUUGUUUUGAGACAAUGCCCGGCAGGUCAGGGUGUUAAAAAAAAGAGUUAUCUUCUCAUUUUGUUUAAUGGGAAUAGUGCAUGAAUAGAACUAAUAGCAAUUAUGUCAGGCAGUCCCAGAGGGAUCAUUACCCACAGGUUGAGUACCCAUAAAUAUAACAAAAAUCAAACAUGGAGCAGAGCCUCUCUAAAUGAGUUAUUGUUUCUAGUCUCUGGUUGGUGGCAGUUUUAAUUUUUCUGAUAACAAUUUACGCAUAUUAUUUGAUAAAUAUUUAUAUCAUGUCGAUGCCAUCCUAAUCUUCCUUCAGUUAAGCUAAUUGCAUCACUUAUAAAGGAGUGUUAAAUAACAUUGUUACCAUUGAAUUCUAUGAUGGAACAUAGAUACUGAUACGCAAACACAAAUUUUGGCAACUUUAGACUAUCAGCCAGUCAUUGUGUGCAAUGAAAUAUUAGUUUUAUAUAGAAAGUACAAAUGCAAAUAAUUUUUAAAAAUUCGCAACAUGUAAAUUAUUACUUCAAGAGCUUUGCUGUUUAAUUUGUUUAAAUUUUUAGUUUCACACCAGUCGUUAGUCAGUUUUCUAUUAUUAUUCAUUUAAUUCAGGUGAAAUGAACAAAGAAUUGUGUAAAAAAAGAUGUACUGGUUCUAUACAUGCACUUUUCAUUUCUCCCCUUUGAUUGGAACAAACUUUAGAAAAUGAGAGGAUAUUAUUUUUUUUUUUGUACCUGGGGCCGGUUCCAUUAUUUUGCAGGUAUAUGCAAGGUGUACAUAUGCUUUGCAUUUCAAGGUCAGUACUUGGCUCAGUCCUAGUGCUUGUGAACUGAUUUUUAAGAUAGGAGAGACAUUGCAUGCAUUUGAAGGAUAUAUUUGUGAGUGUUUAAAUAUUACAACAAUAAUUUUGUGGCAUAUAAAAUUUAUUUAAGUUGAAUUAUUGAAAUUAUGCUGCAAAGCAUUACUUUUUUUUUUAAUUUCAAAAUUACUUUUAGUUAGAAACUAUAUAAUUUAGUAUAUGACAAUUGCUUGAGACAGUUUUGUUUAUACAAUUUCUAUUCAUCUAUUCCUCAGAUGUGCAUGCUAACAACCUGAAAAAGGGCAUGUUCUUUAAUCCAGACCCUUAUUUAAAACUCCAAGUUUUGCCACACAAUCCAAGGGAUAGAGUAGAGGAGCAUCACUACCAGAAACAACGGUCAGCUGUUGUUCCUAACACAGCCAACCCUUCUUGGGAAGCACAGGUAAGGAAAUCAUUUUGAUAGAAAAUAUUUCUUUCAGUCUUUUCCUCUAUCCAUUUUUUAUGUAUUUUUAUUGAUUUUCCUGAGUUAAUAAAUUUUUGUGCAACGAAUGUCAUGAAAUAAGAGAAGCAAGUUGAAAAAAAGGGUUAGUUCAUAUAAUAAAUUUUCUUUUCAAAACAAACAAAAACUUAAAAGAAAUAAAAAUUAGGAUUUAGGUUUUGAAAAAAAGUAUGACAACGGCACAUCUAUUUUCAUCUUCAGUGGUAAUUUUUCCAAAUAUACUUAAAACAAUGAUGUGAAUCCUCAGAAAUUCUCCUUGAAAGUCUUCCUGUCAGAUCUUCUGGAAAUUGAAGUCAAACACAAAUUUAGUAAGAGCAGACCCACAAUGUCCAGAUUUCUGGGGCGUAUAACAAUCCCUUUACAGACUAUUAUGGAUCGAAUAAGUGCAGAGCAAAAGUGAGUAUGCAUUUGGCAAUAGUUAUAAUUGAACCAUAAAAUGUUGUGUAAAUUGAAUCUGUAUAUUUAGUAACUGAUCCCUGAUAAAGGUGAUCAUAAUAUAUGGGAUGCACUGUUUGUUCAUGUGCUGAAAUGAGGGAGAUGCUCCCAGAAUUUCUACCAGGUUCUUGCAGCAUCAAUAUAUUUUGAAGAAACAAGUACAUUUAAAAUCAAGUACAUUUAAAAUAAAAUACUUAUAUAUGAUCUGAGAAUAAAAUGUCAGUAAGGUGUUAUUAAUAAAUAGCUCCCUUUUGUGUGGAGUAACCUUUAUAAACCUUUAUUAUUUUCGCAGAUAACUUAGCCUGGUGCCAGUAAAUUAAUUAAUUUUGUUUUAGAAUUUGUAACUUCUCAUUUCCACAGGGCAGCUAGGUUUACUCUAGAACUCAUGAGGAAAAGUCCUUCUGAUAAUGUGAGUGGUUCGAUCGAAUUCAAGGCCAACCUACACCUAUUGUUGCGGAGUAAGUAUAAAUUAGUUUUAUUAAUAUAUCAUAAAGCUUUUUUUUAAUGCAGUGGCUUGCUAAGAAAGUGCUAUUUUGAAUUAAAGACCCAAAUAUUACAUCUUGUGUCAUGGUUUGUUUCAAAACCUAAUUUGGAUUGUAUUUAAGAUCAAAGAGGAGAUUAGCCAUAAGGAACAAGUAAAUUGACUUUCAAAUCUAAGAGAAAUUAGACUAUUCAUGUAUCAGAAGUUAAUAAUACAUCACUUUAUUUCUGUGUCAUUAUUCAAAGAGUUAUACUUAAGCAGCCAUUAGAGUAUUUUAUUUUUAUUCGGUCAACAUAUCUAAAAUAAAGGAGGGAUCUCUUAUCUAUUCAGAGCAAGUAAAUAGGAUUGAUUCUCAUCCCAAGUUAAGAUUCUACAGUGACGUAUGUGUGUUUGCCUGUAAUGCUCUGUUUAAUAGCGCAAUAAUACAGUGCCCAAAGAGUGAACUAAAAGGAGUGUAAUUUGUGUCCACUAGCCAUGCAAGAUACAAGUCCUAUUUCUAAAUGGGAUUCUUAAAAACAGUGAUAAUGGAAAUUGAAUCAAUUGAAACGUGGCAAAAUAUAUAUGCUUCUGCCUAUAUGUAAUAUAUAUAUUCUUUAAUAUGAAGUAAAUUUUUUUAUAAAUUAGAAAUAAAUUUAAUAUAGCACUCAUUGGGAUUUUUAUAAAUUGCAUUAAUUGAUUAAAUUUUUGUCAAGUAACUUAAGUAGAUGGGAAGUUCACACAUUGCCGCCACAAGAGACUUAUUUCUAGUAUAUAAAUAUUUAUUUCCUUUGAUGUAUUCCUCUGUUAGGUUUAGACACAGAUUCAAAUAAAGCCAAUGGUGUCCUUCACCGUCAGUCUUCUUUGCCCAGCCCUCUACAAAGAGUAGAUGAUCUUUCACUACAGUCAUCCCACAUUCGCCACAGGCAUACUGAUCCAGGCCUGGCAGCUAUGAACAGUCUUGAUGUUCCAUCACCAAGGUCUUGUAUUAAGGAAGAACCUAUCCCUAAUAGUUUGAUUUUAACUCAGACAGACAAUAGUAGUGCUACGAGUUCAUUGGAUGAAACUGAGCAGGGUGCAGUUGCGGACAUAGUAAAAAACCAGGAUAGUUUGCCAGACACUGAGAGUGGUUCACAGUUUCAUCUUAAAAGCCACUUAAACAGCUUAGACUCAGGGACAUCUCUGUCUGUGAUUUGUUCUAAUGAGACUUCAGGUGAGUCUGCUGAACAAGACAAUCAGUUAUGUACACCUUCAGGGGACACCUCUGAACCACAUGGUGGUCACCUGCCAGGGUCAUUUCAAAAUGUGCAAUCUGACAGUGGUCAAUCUAAAAGUAUUCCUCUUCUUUCCAAUGGAAUGGUAGCCAGUGGUGGUGUAGAUGUGGAGCCAAUAAGCGGUGCUGACUUGGACAUGACCGUGCAGUCAGCUGGCUCACCUGGUCUCAAUUUUCUCAAGUCAGAUGCUCCCCUAUUGCCACCCAGAACAUACAGAGUGGUGGCUCCACCCUUGCCUCCAAGGAUUCAGAAAACAUCAGCCCCUCCUCUGCCCCCCCGGCCCCUGGCCGUUAGACCGGUUAAAAAGGUACCACCUGCCAGCUCACCCCAUGGCACAGAUCAUGUGAGGAAAAUCCAUGAUGCACCUCCACCACUCCCUCCUCGGACUUACAGUCCCAAUGAGUGUCGAGAGGGAGAAGCAGGAGAUGUGUUUGACACUAUACAUAUUGUUGAUUCAAGAUCACUGAGAGAGCAGGAGUUGUUUCCAUGGGGGCCACCAUCACCGCCAAUUUCCCAGAGCUCUACGUUAGCUGCUUCCUCUAGAUCUCCAGCCGCUCACCCAUCCCCUAAUUUAGUUCCUGGAACCUCACAGCAUCAUUCUGCGUCAACGACUCGGCCUAACCCACUGAUUUCUAGGACGGAUCAAUCAGCCACAUCUGCUCACCUCGCAUUUGUGCCAUUGGCAGACAAAACAGUAAUUCCAGCCUCAGCUGGUCAUAAUGGGGGGUCUGCACGGCCAGGUAUUGAUGAUCUUGCGGGUUCUCGAGGCAGCAUAGCUCUAUCAACAGUCAGUGAGCCCCCUGCUAUUGGAUCUUUACAGUCAUCUGUUGCCAGUCAGAAACGGAGAAGUGUAGAUGGACUCUCUCAAAUCAAAGCUCUAGUUCCGCCACGAUUGCAGCCACGGCAGCGGCAACUGUCUUCAGAAGAGCGUCAGCAAAAUAGACAACAAAUUAAUCAACAACUGGAACAAUGGACACGGAAGUGCAAGAAAACCUCCAAUACGCCAAAACCCAGCAGCCCAGAUGAACAGUCAUCUCCCCCAUCUUUCAACGAAUGUCAAGAAGCCAGUGCCCGUGAACGUCUGUCUCCUCCCUUACCACAACCCAGGUCAUCACCCCCAGCAGGGGCAUCCAGCCAUAGGCAAGCCGACAAUGUUGACAGUCAUACCGCUAUUGGUCCUAGCAGUGGUAGCAGCAGUCAAGUGCCAACAACUUCCCUUACUCCAGCUGCUCGAGACAGAUCACAUGAUGGAGGAAUACAGGGUAAGUUAAGAAGUUUUUCUCAUUUGCCGUGUAAGCUGACAUACAUUUUAUUGCUACAGCAUGGUGCCAAAAUAGUGGCCAAUUUUUAGAAUCUCACAAAAAAGUUAUUUUGAGUAUAAAGAGUCUCUGUUUGAAAAUGGUUAGCAUCAUUUUUAAGGUAAAUCAUACUCAUAGGGCACUGAUCAGUUUGAAGAUUUCGAGAUCCAUGAUCAGGUGGUUGUAGUCGCUGUCGCAGUUAUCAUUAUGAAUAGGUGAACCACAAAUGGGAGACAAGUAAUUAACUUAAUUAUUCUUGUCCAUAAUAUACAUAUUGUUGGGACUUUUGAGGACUGGCCAAUCAGAGUGUUGGAUUAAAAAAGAGGAAAACAAAUAGUGGUGGAGAGUGAAUAGAAACCAUUGACUUAUAUGAGGAUUUGUUAAUAACAUUCUCAAGUAAAAGAUUAUAAUAUGAAGUGUAAUAUAAAGUAUAAUAGGAAUUGAAAUGUGUGUGAUGAGAUUCAAAGUAUCUUCAUAUUUCUGUGAAACAUAUUUAUUAUUGUGGAUGUUGUGAAAUUAGUCGCAGUUUGAACCGCAUUGUCUCGAAUAUUCUUUAUACCUAAAUAUAACGGUGACCGCCGACUGCAGAAGUAUCCCCUUGAGUUAUAUUCUUUCAAGAACAGACAUUAAUUUAGGUAAAAAAGACCAAGUGGAAUACAAGGAAAUGCUAAUUUACUUUUUCUUAUCCAUCUUAAAAUUCAUCUACCAACUUUGAAAAUUUGACUGUAAGGGGAUGUGAUCCCAAUUGACCAACUCAACAUUAAGAUCACAGCUAACUGUAAAUAUAAUAACAAAUCAUGAUAAUAAUUGGCUCUGCAGCUUGAGAAUAAUGGAAUAUUGGAUUACCAAUAGUGGUAAUAUAAACUCUACAUAAAACUGCAUGGUUACUCAACAGAAUAGUUUUUAAUUGAUUUCAUCAAGAUGAACCAACCAUAUGCUUAAUGUACCUUUAUGACUGAUACAUUUGCAGUCUAUGACAGGGAAACAUUUUAAAUAUUUUUAUUGUGUACCAUUAUCCCUUCAUUAAAUCAUUUUUAUUAAACUCAUGGACAUUGUUGUUGAUUUUAAGAUUUUUUUUUUUUAAAGUUUGUUUGCGAUAACUCUGUAAAAAGCUUUUUUUUUUUUGGAUAUUGAUAGUCAUAUGUUACUCAUAAUUGUUUUGGGAAUAUUUUGCACCUUAAAAAAAUUUACAGGUCAAAAUUUAAUUUUAAACUUUUUUCUUUUUUUAAUUAAUAAUAAUAAAGUUUAUUUGAAAAUCACCCUUCAUCCCCAAAGGCUCGAAGCGCGGUACAAAGUAUAAAAUAUAAAAAAAUAAAAAAUAUAAGCUAAUUAUGCCUCUAGAUAAAAAUCUCCUAAAUAAUUUUAUGUUUGUGCAGUGCAGGAUUAUAAGACCCCUUUAAAAGCCAUUUUUGUAAAUUUUAAAAACAGUCAUUGAGUUAUUUAGAACAUAAUUUUUUAAAUCUUAUUUGAACUUUCUGCAUAUUUUUACAUUUAUACAACUUGGUGGCAUACAUAAUAGUUGUUGGACUUCGCACACGUUGAUCAUAUUUGUUAAAACAUCCAAUAAUCUAUAUGUUUAAAGUUUAUUUAUAAUGUAAUGUACAACCUUUAUAUAGCAGUGUUUGAUAAUGAUGUGAUGAUUUUGCUUUUACUUUUUUGAAGUUUGUAAUCAUCUUUAUCAUGCAACCAUAAUAUCUUGAUUGUUGCAUUUAAGCAAUUAAACAUUUAUUUUCUCUUUUAAUUUCUUAAAAAGUUGUUCUGAUGCAAGUGUAAAAUGAAAGGGAGAACUGCUCUCCCACAUAAAUAACUAUUACUUACUGUUACAUUUUUGUAUGCAGGUGCUGAUGGCGGUGAGCCUCCACGAAAGAGACCCAUAAAAUAUCAUAGAGUAGAUGAUAGAGAUGAUGCUCUUCCCUCAGGUUUGUAGAAUCAAUGACAUUUUAUUGUCUAAUAUAAUAAUAACAACACUUAUAUGAUUUUAAAAUGCUUAAAUUUUCUAAUGAUCAAUAAUGCCACAUUUCGGCAAUCACUUUUGAUCAGGCUGGGAGGCAAGAGUGGAUAGUCAUGGUCGCAUUUUCUACAUUGACCACGUAAACAGAACAACUACAUGGCAACGUCCACAGACUGGCCAACAAUCUGUACAACGUCGACCAACACUCAGCUCUGAGCAGCGACAACAACUUGACCGCAGGUGAUUUACAUAUUUGUGGUGCUGUGUUUGAGUCACCAAUUCUAAUUUUUCAAAUACAAAAAAAUGUUAUCCAUUAAUAUUAUUUGAGAUCUCCAGCAAAAACUUUCUUCUUCUCAUAAUGCUACCCUUUUAUGCAUGUUGUGUUGUGCGUGAUUUCAUCAAGUAGUUUUUUUUAAUAAAUUCAUUAUGUAAUUUAAACAAAUUUAAUAUAUUAUGGAAUCCAAAGAUAGAAAAUAUUCUUCAAAGUCUUGCACCUCUUUAUGGUAGAGCUCAACAAAGCUGAUCUAUCUCAAAUAUAUUUUAAUAAAGAAAAGCACUGAACCUUAAAACGUCAACCCUAUUUUACACAUUUGUUUUGCUGGCUAAUUAGUUUUUGUUGGUUAAAAUACAGAUAUCAAAGUAUUAGACGCACCAUCACACAACAAAAUCACCAAGCUGAUACAGAAAGUGUGUCCUCAGGAGAUUCAAAUCACUUGGCCAGUGGUGAGUUGAAUUUAAUUCAUUUUUACAUUUAAAACGCUUUCCUCUAAAGAAGAAACAGAAAGUUGAAAUGAAUUAAAAUCAAAUGACUUUGAAUGGAUAAAAUAUAAUUUCAAUUUUGGAAAUAUCCUUAUAAGAAAGUUUAUGUUUUAUGAGUUGGUGAAGUAUGAGCAAUGAGGAAGAAAUAGCCCUGGCUAUCAAGCAGCUCAAAAUAGGGAAAGCAUCAGGACAGGAUAACAUCACAACAAAUAUGAUGAGAGCGGGUGUAAAUACAAUAGUCAACAUUCUGCAACCUCUGUUAGAAAACAUAUGGGAGUACCAGGAAAACUAGUCAGGGUCAUUCAGUUCUUAUGAAAAAAAUGACAUGCAGUUUGGUAAACCAAGGAAGACUCACAGAUUGGAAACAGGAGUCUCAAGGAUGUCUCUUGUCUUCUUCCUAUUUAUCCUUGCCAUUCAAUGGAUAAUGAAAAAAUCCACAGACAAAACGGGAUACAGUGGACACCCUGGGUACAACUGAAUGACUUAGAAUUUGCAGAUAACAUUGCACUUCUGUCCCACAAACACCAACAAAUGCACAAAAAGACUAAAGACAUAGUCCCCAUUUCAGCACAUCUUAUACUCAAUAUAAAUAUAAGCAAAGUAAAGAUCGUGAAGGUAAACUCAGCCAACUAAGAGCACAUCUCUCUGGCAGGACAUGCACUGGAAGUAGUGGAGGCCUUCAGUUACUUAGGCAGCACCAUUGACAUAAAUGGUGGAUCUGAAGCGGAUGUCAGGGUUAGAAUUGGAAAGACUAGAUCAGCAUUUGUGCUAUUGAAGAAAAUAUGGGAGUCAAAGGAGCUGACUCUGCAAAACAAAGUCAGAAAUCUUUAACACAGAUGUCAUCCCAGUCCUACUCUAUGGAGUCGAAAUUUGGAGAACAACAGCAAGCAUUAUGCAGAAAGUGCAGACCUUCAUAAAUACUUGCCCUAGAAAGAUCUUGAGCAUCAAAUGGCCAAACACCAUCACCAACAAAGACUUACUGGAAAUGACAUACGAUUGCUGAAGACAUCACAAGGAAAAGAUGGAGGUGGAUUCGGCACACUCUCAGAAAACCGCUAGAUAACAUCACCAGACAUUCCCUAACAUGGAGUCCACAUGUAAAAAGAAAGAGAGGAAAGCCUAUGAAUACAUGUAGAAGUGAGCUAGAGACAGACACUCAAAGUAUGGGAUACACCUGGCAGCAACUGGAAAGAAUGCAAGGACCGAGAUGAAUGGAAAAUUCUUGUAGAUGACCUAUGCCCCAGACGGGGUAAAGGCAUUAAUAAGUAAGAAGAACUAGCAACUUCCUAAAUCAUUGCAAGUUUCUUUUACCACUUCAUUUUCACAAAUAGUUAACUCUUAAAAUGCAUUAACUCACACCUUACUGAAGGUUUUAAUAGAAUCUGUUUUACUUAACAUUUAAAAAAAAAAGCAAUUCAAAUAUGAAUAGUUGGCAUUGCGUAAGAGUAAAUCAUAAGUUAUGAUGAAACUUUACUAACAUUUUGUACAAUUUAAUAUUAUUUCAUCAUAGGAGCCACUAAUGUGCCAGAUAACAGUCCUAGUUUAGCUAGUCCUUCUGAACCUGCCACGGACAGAUCUGAAAGAAGUGUUUACAAGUUUCCUGCUGUUAAGUUUCUCACAAGACCAGAUUUUUUCCCCAUGCUCCAAGUUAAUGAGGUACAUUUUAAUAAAUGCAUAUUUUAGUAGACUUUUGACUGAUGUGAAAUUUGAAGUUUAAAUAUUUCUAAAAAAUAUUUGGGGCAAUGUAUUAUUGUUCAAUAAUUUCUUCAUAGAUACCCAUUUUGUCAGACAUUUUCAGUCUUUUUUUUUUUGCGUGUUUUUUUUGUUGGUUUUUUUUUUUAUGUCUUUUUUUUUUUUUUUUUUUUAAAAAAAAAAAAAAAAAAAAAAAAACCUUUUUUUUUUUUUUCGUGUUUUUUUUUGCGUGUUUUUUUUUGCUGAGAACUAUUUAAAAUAAAUAAAAAUUAUAUAUUUUAGAAUGCAAUGGUUGAAUACAAUCGAACCAGUAAAUUGAAACACAUGAUCACAAAAAUCCGAAGAGAUCCACAGACAUUUGAAAGGUGAGGAAAAUAUUUUACAAAGCAUCACGAAUGUGAAGAGCAAUGUCUGGUGUAAUUUAAACGAAAUUAAAAAUUCUUCCUUAUACUUACAUGUUAUUCUAAUUUUUUUUUCAAGUCAAGUUGUUUCUUAACAUUGUUUCAUACUAUCGAUAAGAAGUCUUUAAAUUAGGUUAAAUAUGCCUGUACUGUGCUUUGAAUUUAGUGCUGUUUUAUUUCUAGGUACCAGCACAACAGAGAUUUGGUUGCCUUUGUAAACUUGUUCUGUGAUACAUCCAAAGAGUUGCCGAGGAGAUGGGAGAUGAAAUAUGAUAAAACUGGAAAGGUCAGUUUAAACACUUUCAUUUUGUGUAAGUUCCUCUGGUUAUCACUGUAAUGUUUGGAGACUUCUGUUCAAUAACUCUAAAUACUAUUCAGCACCUUAGUACAACUUGUCUAGCUAGCACUAGCAAGGAAAAUUGUUUUGAAUCUUUUUUUCUUUUUACUAAAGUACAAAUUAUAUUUGAUAACUGGUACAGUAAAAUUCACGAAUAGCACAUUCUUUAAAUCCUCCCUCCACCUUUUUUAUUUCAUCAUUAGAGACAAAACUUAUUUCUUAAAUUAUCUUAGCUAAGGAAAUGUAUUAUUUAAACUUCAAUAAAGCAUAUAUACUUCUCAGGCUUUCUUCAUUGAUCAUGUUCUGCGUACAACUACUUUCAUGGACCCUCGCCUUCCUACUGAUGUCCCCCUGAUUGAUCCUCAUUUUCUUCAGACACCUCCCCCUAGGGUAGGUUGUGUUAUUUAGUUUUCACAAUUAAGCUGUAAUCAUUCUGAAUGAUAAUAAAAUCUACAACAGGCUUUUGUUUUCAUUGUAAAUUAUUUCCAAUGAAUAAUAUCAUAUAAUGCCAUCUAAAACUGAAUCUUAUUUCUCUACUUUCAGCCACCUCCACCACCCCCUGCAAUACCCACUGGUAAUUAUGAAGAUAAUUUAAAUGAAUUAGCUAUCAUCCCAUAAAGACACAAUCUUAAAUGGAGAAGUUGAGUUACUAUUCCCUUACAAAAUACCUGAGCUUGCAUCAUGUGGUUUGCUUGAGUGCAACCAACUUUAAAACAAUAAGAGACAGAUCUUCAGGAAAAAUUUAUUGAAUGCAUAACACCAUGACAAUUUUUUUUUUUUUACACUCCAAAGAUAUAAGGACUAACAACAAUAAUAUUCCCCCAGCCUACAAUGAAAAGGUUGUACUCUUUCUGCGUCAGCCGAAUGUUGAUGAGAUAUUGCGUGAAAGGUGUCCACAAUAUGCCUCCAGUUCCAGUCUGCGUGAGAAGGUCAACAAGGUGGCAGCCAGAGGUGUUGAGAUGCUGGAACGAUUCUCUAAUGACAUAGAUCUGACACUUUUAUUAAGGUAUGUCACAUAAUCUUGACAUGUAAACAUGGUCCUGACAUCUGAAGUAUUUCUUUUCAACCUAGCUAUUUCAGUUAAGAACUUGACUGUGUCAUCUUUAUUGAUGUCCAGAAAUGUCCAAAAUAAUAUCUAGAAAUUAUAGCUGACACUCAAGAUAUGUGACUUGCUUUUAAAAAUGUGUCUCACCUAAAUUGAAUGGACCUCUUACAGUUAUGUGCUAUCACCUAUACUGUGUCAAAACUAUAAAUUUAAAUUGAUCAAAUAUGAGUCAGAAAUUAUUUCCCAAAUUUUAACACAGUUUUGUAUUAUUUUUAUUUAAAAGUAUAUGAUAGAAAAGGGGAUGUAGAGCAUCUUAAGAUUUCUUCCUGAUAAUGAGGAUUUUUUUUUCUCCAAACCAGCUUGUUUGAAAAUGAGAUUAUGUCUUAUGUGCCGAUAGCCAACAGGAUAGAAGCAGCCAAUCCUAUGUCGCCACAAGGCUCACCAGGUAGGGUUGAAUGUAAGUCUUGAUGCCUGUGAACAUUUUCAGCCCGUUUGUGAAUAUUUAUUUAUCUUUAAUGGCCCUUCAAGAAUUUAAUCAUUUAUUUAAAUGAACCAUCUAAUUUCAAGCUGCAACUGUAAGCAGUAUUAUAUAUCAGAGCCAUUAUGUAGAUAUUACAUGUUUUUCAGCAGCUUACGGCAUUGAGAGAAUGUUGUUAAAAUUAGUUCAACUUUUUGAUUAUUGAAUUGAUGAUGAGAGUCAUCUGUUCAAGAGGGAGAUUUUUACUUAAUUUAGCUGGCAUAUCAUUUUAUUUCAUGGAGAUUAUCUACAGUUAAAUGAAUGUGAUUUAAACUAGUUAUUUGCAUAAGGUGCACGUUUAUUUAAUUAUAAAGGUAAAUUAUGUGAAACCCUUGUUUAGUUUAGACAUUAAUAUUUUUUCCUCCAGUUCCUCGCAUUCCAGGCAGGGUUCCAGCUCCAUACAAGAGAGACUUCCAGGCCAAAUUAAGGAGUUUCUACCGUAAAAUAGAGUCUAAAGGUUAUGGUCAGGGUCCAGGAAAAUUAAAGUAAGUUGAAUUUUUUUCCUGAAAGAUUAAACGCCCUAAAUUAAAGGUUAUUUGGCAUCGUAUUACUAUAUCAUAGUGAAAAAAGAUGAAUGAUGCCCAAGAAAAUAUAAUAUAUUAUUGCUGAAUAUUUAAAGCAGACCGGGAAGGUUUUACAGCACAUAAUAAUAGUGCAAUCUCACAAUUUUAUUAACUUUUUAAUAAUUUUCUCGACAGAUUGACUGUAAGGAGGGACCAUGUUUUGGAGGAUGCAUUUAAUAAAAUAAUGUCAACGCCAAAGAAAGAGCUCCAGAAAAACAAGCUGUACAUAACAUUUGCUGGAGAAGAAGGGUACGUGUAACCUCAUAUGUUAUACAUUUUUAUGUUUCUAUUUAGUAAAAUGAUAGACCCAGGGCUCUUACCAGGCCCUUUAUUAGUGUGGAUCCCAAUAGAGUAAAGAUAUUACACUCUAUGACAAAAAUGACAGGGGAGCUCACAAAAACAGAAGAGAUCUUAAAUUACAAAUGUUGUGUCCUCAAAUUUACUCUUUACAACAGGGGCAAUGAGACUUUAUUUGCCACUACAUCUUUGGAACCAUGUUGAUUUAUUUAUAAAUGGUUGUUAUAGCUAAUGAUUGCAAUAAAAUCUGUUGAGCUUCAAAAUGCAUUUAUUUAUUUUUACAGCACUGAAAAUGUUGCUCAUUUUCAUAUACAGAGAUACAGUUGUAUUUUAUUUUGUUUCAGCCUUGAUUAUGGGGGACCUUCUCGUGAAUUUUUCUUUCUGCUUUCUCGUGAACUGUUCAACCCCUAUUAUGGCCUGUUUGAGUACUCAGCCAAUGACACCUAUACUGUUCAAGUCAGCCCCUUGUCAACUUUUGUAGAAAAUGCUCAUGAGUGGUAAUUAUCUUAAAUCUAGUUAAACUUUUAAUAAAAUUAUUGGAAAAAAAAAACGUUGAAAAAUUAAUAGUGUAAACCAGGUAAAUUAAAUUUAUAUUGAUUUUUUAAAUUUGAUGUUAGAUUUCUUGGUACUUUUUAUAAUUAAAAGCUUUAAGUUAUGUUUAAAAAAAAUUUUUGUUAUGCAACCCUUUCCUCAAAAGUCAUUGUGCAAAGCUGUGAAGAAAUAUUUUGCAAUAAAAUGAUGAUAUUGCUUUCUUGAUUGUUUAGUUUAUUUUGUAUUUUGAGUUUCCAUCUAAAAAAAGAAUUGUCUGUCUGUUUCAGGUUUCGUUUUUCUGGUCGUGUUCUUGGACUCGCACUUGUUCACCAGUAUCUCCUUGAUGCCUUCUUCACUCGGCCAUUUUAUAAAGCUCUGCUCAGAGUGUAUGCAUAAAAAAUUAUUUUUAAUCAAUCCCAUGCUUUCAUUUUAUCUAUUUUAAAAAUUAAAACAUGUUUUAAUUUCUUAUGUUAUAAUAUUUUCAUACAUAAAAGUAACAUUAUUUGUCUAUUCUAAAGGUAUAUUUAAUUUUAACUUGAAAUUAAUCAACGGUAAGUAAUUUGUUCAUGACUCUUUUUUAAAUUAAGUUCAAUUAGAAUUAUAAUUUUAAUACCAGCAGCCCACUUUCACUUGAAGAUGUCGAGUCCCUUGACAUGGAAUUUCACCAAAGCUUGUUGUGGAUCAAAGACAAUGACAUCAGUGAAGUGGAACUGGAUCUCACAUUUUCUGUCAGUGAAGAAGUUUUUGGCCAGGUAUUACAGGGCAGAAGUUGUACUGUUGUCACUUGUGUUAACCAUUAUAAAUUAUCUGUUUAAACUUGAAUUUGAUCUCAGGUGUAAAAUUAAUUUCUGGAGAUAAAUUAUUUUCAAGCAUUUAAGAAAUUUUAAACCUUGUUUUCAUAACUAAUUAGCCAAAAAUUCACUGUUUACACUAAAGUAGUUAUUUUAGUAUGAAAACUAAUCAUCCAUACAAUAUCCAAAUUUAGCUAAACACAUUCUGCAUUUCACCGUUUUCUCAGACUAAAUGGACUCUGUCGGUAAAAUUGUAACAAAAAAUGUAUACUUUUAUCACAAAAUAUCACAAAUUCUAAACACCCCCUCUCACCACACCCCUCUCUGUGUGAUGUCAUUUAUGCAUGGCCGAUAGUAAAACUUUAAGUAUGACCUUGUGACAAACUUUUAAAAAUUCAUAUCAAGUGUUACGCCAAGUUUACUGCAUUUUUAAAGAUUUUUGUGGUUAAAUUUUAAUGCAUCAAGGAAAUUAACUUAAAUGUUAAUUGGAAAUUAUUGCAUUAACUUAAUUUUUUUUACUUAAACCACAUCUACAGGUGACUGAAAGGGAGCUGAAGCCGAAUGGUAAAAAUAUCAUUGUGACAGAGAGAAAUAAGAAAGAAUACAUUGAAAAAAUGGUUAAAUGGAGGCUUGAGAGAGGAGUGACAGAACAGACUGAGAGUUUAAUUAGAGGCUUUCACGAGGUAAGUUAGGCCUUUUAGAGCUUCUUUCAUGUUGUACUGAAUUUGAAUAUUAAAAAUAUCUACUAACUGAUGUUGCCGAAUUUUCCUGGUCAUGAUUUCUUGUUAGUGAUUAGAUUUAAUUGAAAUUAGGCCCUUGACAACUCACAAUACAUUUUCUCCAAGGACCCUUUCUAUUUAAUUGCUUUAAACUUUUUGUUACAGGUGCUGGAUGCCCGUCUUGUCUCAGUUUUUGAUGCUCGUGAGCUGGAGCUGGUGAUUGCUGGCACUGUUGAGAUAGACAUUGGUGACUGGCGAAGGAAUACAGAUUACAGAUCAGGUCAUUAUUAAACCGGAAACAACAAAUAAUUAAAAAGUAUUCUAAAGUGUGUGAUAAAUUUUGCUGGCGUAUUCCAAAUCUUGAUUUAACGUCUGUGAGAGGCUGUGAACGCAUCUGGGCCAGGCAGUUUUAAAAAAUAAUUUAAAUUAAAUCAAAUAAUUCUAUCCUGAGGAAAUAAAAUAUGUUGUUUUGUCUCCCAGGUUACCAUGACCAACAUCCUGUGAUCCAGUGGUUCUGGGAAGCCAUUGAGAAAUUUGACAACGAACGCCAGCUCAGACUGUUACAGGUAUUUCAUUUCCUUUUGUUUUAUGCUUGGCACACUUGAGGUAGCCAUCUUUUAAAAGAGAAUAAAACCUGUUUGUUUAAACGUCUUUAGAUGGCACUAUUUAAUAGUUAUUAGUUUACAUGAGCACAUCAUAGUUGUUUCAGUACCCACAUUAAGGGUUAAAUGGAGAUGUUUAUGUUUAGUGACAUUGUUUGAUUGUAGCGGGGAAAAUAAGCCAAAAUAGGGAGGGGGGUUGUGUUAACAAAAGUGUAACAGAAAAGAAUGUCUCAUGAUUUUUUUUUUAAAUAUAAAAAAUGUACCCUUUUUUUUUUUAAUUGAAAUCUUUGCAAAAUAGUCAAGAUAACAAAAUUUAACUUAUCUCAAAUCUUGUUUCCAGUUUGUAACUGGCUCAUCCAGUAUUCCAUACGAAGGUUUUUCUGCUUUGAGAGGCAGUAAUGGGCCUCGGAAGUUUUGCAUUGAGAAAUGGGGAAAAGUCACAAGUCUUCCAAGGUAAGCUUUUUUAAAAAAAGGAUAGAUAAAUUUUUAAUGCAUUCUCUAUAGACCAGCUUCCAAAUAUUAUCCAAAGGAUAAAAUUAAAUUUGAUGUGAUUAGAUGCUCCUUAAAUUCUUGGCUGUUCAGUGUUACCAUAUUGUACAGACUAUAAAGCGCAACUUAUUUUUAAGCAAUUCAAAAAAUUUUUUUUUUACCAUUUUUAUAUUAAUUUCGAAUAUAAGACGUACCUGAAUUUUGGUGGCUCUUUUUCGAAGAAAAAAGUGCGUCUUAUAGUCUGUAAAAUAGGGUAAUACAAAUAGUCAGAUUUUUCCAUCACUAGAAGCAGAACUGGAAGUUAACAACCGAAAAACAAAAUACAUGACUACAAUAAGAGAAGAACAGACAGAUGAAGCCAUUAAAAUUAGAAACAGCAAUUUUGAAAAAGUAAAUAAAUUCAAAUACUUGGGAUCUUUAUUAAAUAAAAGAAAUGAUAUUAUUAACAGAAAUAAAAUGAAGAAUAUCAUCCGGAAACAGGGCAUACUUCAGUAGUCAGAAAAUACUCAAAAGUAAAAACAUUACAAGAGAAACAAAGAAAACUAUUUAUAAAACUGUAACCAGACCAGUUGUAACAUAGGCAAGUGAAACUUGGACCCUAACAAAAGCAGCAGAAAACCUAUUAAACAUAUGGGGAAGAAAAGUCUCCAGAAAAUAUACAGAUCGAUAAAGGAUGAGUAUGGGUGGAGCAUCCGAACCAACCAGGAAUUGUAUGGUCUUUAUCAGGUUCCCACACUAGUAGCAGAAAUAAAAAAGGGCAGGCUACGCUGGGCUAGACAUUUAGAAAGAAUGAAAAAUGACAGAGGAGUGAAGAGGGUGCACCACCUAAACCCCAGAGGAAAAUGGUUCAAAGACAGAUCUAGGCUUAGAUAGAUGGAUGAUUUAGAGAGGGACCUACAGCAGCUGGGAAUCCAAGCAUGAAAAAGAAAAGCAUCAGUGAGGACUGAGGGAAAGAUAUGGUGUGGCAGGCCAAAUCCCUAUUUGGGCUGUAGCACCUCAGUGAUGGAUAAACAGUCAAAACGUUACUUUUUUGGACUUGAUGUUGGUCAUUACAGACAAUUCAGCUUCACUUCUAAAGUAUCCUUCCAAAAACAUUGUCAAAAUUCAUCAGAAGAAACAUACAUCAUCCAUAAUUUAUUUGGCCACGCAUUAUGUUUGUUUAAAAAAAAGAUACUUUCAAGAAUUGUUCUACUGUCUCCCAUAAUUUAUCCCUGACUUCAAACAAACAAAGCUUGUAUUUUGCUUUCUACUCAAUGAAUAUCUCAUGCUCGAACCUCUGAAUACCAGAUACUUCCCCCAACUUCACAACAGUACAGGAUGGAGACACACUCUCGCAUUGCUCAUCUCACUUGGUCCCAUUGGUGGGGGCAUGGACAUUUGACAGUGACCAAAUAGCUACACAUCAAGUUAAAUUUGGUUUCCCUAUUCAUAUUUCUCAAUUCAGCCAGUGAUUAUAUCUGAUACCCCAUGACAAGCAACAGAAAGAAAGGGAAGACAGUAUCCAAUGUUAUGUCAUCCAGGUUCCCAAAUGGUUGCUCUGUUGAUGUACUUAAUAUAAAUUACUGCUACCUGUCAAGUCAUACCAUUCCUUAGCUUUUGUGGCCUCCUCAUUUUCCAUGUUACAACUUCUCCUGUGCUCUCAUGCAAUGUCCCAACAAUACUAAAUUAAUGAACGUGGUCUGAAAAUAUUUUCAUCUAAAAUGUUUUAUUUUCUAUACACAUUUAAAAUCAGCUAGCGGGCCGUGGGUUGGACAGCUCUGCUCUAUGGGGUUUGUCUGUAAAGGACAGCUGCAAAACAUAUCCAUCUUUUCCACUACCCUUCCUCUUUGUCUAUACUUCUUGUCAGCAUCCCCCCCCCCCCCCCCCCCCCCCCCCCCNUUUUAUUUUCUAUACACAUUUAAAAUCAGCUAGCGGGCCGUGGGUUGGACAGCUCUGCUCUAUGGGGUUUUUCUGUAAAGGACAGCUGCAAAACAUAUCCCUCUUUUCCCCCCCCCCUCCUCUUUGUCUAUACUUCUUGUCAGCAUCCCCCCCCCCCCGCCCCAAAUGGGUUGGGGACGUCAGCAUAUAGCAUUAUACAGUAUGAAAUGUAAGGAAGUAGUAGAAUAGUAAUACCGAAUAUAAAGAGUGAAAGGUUUCUAGAAUUAAACAUCUUAAUAAAUAAUUCUGAGAAUUUUAAGAAGCUCAAACUCUGCAUAUUUACAUUUGUUGAUAACUAGCAACCAAAUUUAUAGUGUGAUAUCUUUCUUUCAUGAAGUUUUUGCUAACUUCUUUUUGAAUUUAGAUUAAAAUAAUGUUCAAAUAGAUCAGCGAUGAAGGGCAUCCUCCGCCCCACUUGUCUGCAAUCGUCAGAUUUUAAAUGACACGACCCCCCACCUCCUCUUCCUUUUUUUUUUUUUUUGGUUUGCUUUGUUGUUGUAUUUUUCCAAAUGUCCUUUUUGAACUACCCCUAAAAUGUUAUUUUUUUAAAGGGCAUCCUCCGCCCCACUUGUCUGCAAUCGUCAGAUUUUAAAUGACACGACCCCCCACCUCCUCUUCCUUUUUUUUUUUUUUUGGUUUGCUUUGUUGUUGUAUUGUUCCAAAUGUCCUUUAUGAACUACCCCUAACAUGUUAUUUUUUUUCAUUUCAGUCUGAAUAUCAACUAUCUUGUAAUUAAUUUGUUUCAUAUUUAUUUUGGACUUACAAAAACCAUUCAUUUUAAUAACUUAAAACCCCUUUCUUAACAUCAAUGGAGAUAGACAACUUAAGUGGAAGGGGUUUUAUGUACCUGAAAUUAAAAAAAUAAAUAUCAUUCCAACAUCAAAACUUUACCUUUUAGAUUGCCUCUGGAGCUGAUAUGGAUUUUCUCUGCAAUCAUUGAUUACCUUAGUUUGAGAUCCAUUGUAAUGACCAAAUAUUAUAAGUAAAGCAAUGUCUAAAAGUCCCCCGAUAUAUUUUUUUUCUCAGGGCUCACACCUGCUUUAACAGACUUGAUCUGCCACCCUACACAUCUUCUGAGAUGCUGUUUGAGAAGCUGGUCAUGGCAGUAGAAGAAACCAGUACAUUUGGCAUUGAUUAGUUAAAUCUAGAUCCUGCAAAGGGAAUUAGUUUUAGAUCACACAAUAUGUUUUUGGGCAUGAAAAACUUUUGUCUGCUCAAUAUGAAAUCGAGGCAUCAUCAGUGUUGUUGAAAUCUUUCGUGAACCUAUAUAUUACAGUCAUAAUUUAAAAAACAUCCACUAUUUGUUUGAAGCAUGUAAUUAUGAGAUUAAAGAAGAACAUGAAUAACCCUGUUGUUGACCCUGGCACAAGAGAUAAAGAGUCAGGAGAUACUUGCCUUGGAU